AUGGAAGAUUUUCAACUCUGCAAAAACGAUAAAGGCAUGGAGUUCGUGCAGUUUACUGAAGGUCCAACGAAGACCAGACAGGGCGGACUGCAGAGCAAGAAGAGAGAUUUUCAGCCACGUAUGUUCUCUGUUGGAGGAGAAAGGUUUCCGGUUGCUCUCUUCAAGCAGCGAGCGAAGACCACAAAACAUGCGAUGGUAUGGUCCUUUCUACUUCAGUAUCAAAAGAAACCGAGGAUUGAAUGACAACCUCUGGUUCAAAACUCAACCAAUGGGCGAAAACGGUACUAUUAGCAAUAUGAUGAAAACGAUUGUGGCGGGUACUAGCCUUGAAGAAAGUCACAAAAAGUUCACGAAUCACAGUGCAAGAAAGACAACAAUCAGCAAGUUGAAGAAAGUAAACGUUGAACGCUCAGAUAUUGUCAAAGUCACAGGCCACAGAAGCGUACAAUCCCUUGACGAUUACGAUGAAGCCGACCAGGAAGAGCAACGCUGAAAAAAAAGCGAAUGGCAGUUUGCGGCAUCACAACAACUGUGGCUCCACUCGCGCCGGUAUCCAUGAAUGCGCCCGUACCACACACAUUGGCCGGCCCAUCGAUGACAGCGUCUAAAGAAAACCAAUUCCAUUUUCAGUUUUUCAAACUCAGAAUUUCUCCGUGAAUCCAACCAUGAUGAGGUCUCAGGAACAGACCAUGAUGAACACGUUCAUCAGCUGUUAAGUGUCUCCCAUCAUUGGCCGAUCGAAGCGAGCUCUUGAGCUUUCAAAACUGCAGCCCAGUUCUUGUAAACGCCGAGCUUUCAUUAUCAAGGAUGAUUCGGAUUUUUUGCUGAUUAUUGUAAAGGAGUUUUCUUUAAACGCUUGAAAGGUGUAAUAUAUAGAUUUAGCCAGGCCUAAAAGCGAGGCUCCCAUUAAUAAAUUUAUAAUUUAAAUCAAACAAUAAACUUGUAUUCCACAAUUCUGUUAACUACAGAGCACAUUCAUGUGACUUUUGGGCGAAAGGCUAAGUUAUUUUAGAGAAAAAUAAUUUGCAGACAGCCCAAGAGUGAACCAAAUCUUACAUCGAGUUGUAGCGUCAUAUGUACACCCCAAAAAUAGCAAUCAUCUUAACAUUUAAGAGCCAUAAUGGCUCUUGAUUCCCGUUGAUUAACUCAUUCAGACUGGGAGGGGCUUUUCGAACCCCCCCUCCGGCAAAAUCGUGAUAACUCCUACACCGAAAGAGCAAUGCCGUUCAAAUUUUCUGACUUUUCCUAAAAUUUAUCUAGGAACAUUUUAAUAUAAUUACCAUGUCCAUGUGAUUAAUCAUGUUGCCAUGGCAACAAGUUUCUGACACAUAGGUUUUGGAAAAUUUAAAAAAUGGUGAUUUUUUUUGUUUUUAGAUCGCGUUUUUACACUUAUAGUGCUUUUUGUUGUUAAAAUGGUCUUUGCUUGGGACUAAUUUUUGAAUUACAUCAAAAUGUUUCAACAUCGAAUAUUUGGGGGGGAGGGGUGGGGUAAAAUUUGUCACUUUUUUGCUUUGACAAAUAUGCUGCUCUAUUAAAACAAGUUUUACGGGGGAAAGCUCGAAAGCUUCGCCAAUCCGGUAUAGGCAAACGUUCAAAUAAAGCCAGAAGUUUAACUGAAGAAGAAAAAGAGGUGCUGUGGGAGGCAGACAAAUUUGGUUCAAAACUCCAGAAGCGCUUAUUCCUUCUAAGUGGUGGCUUUUGACGCAGUUCUUUGGUCACUGCGGCCGUCAAGAACACCACGCAAUGAAAAUGGAAGAUUUUCAACUCUGCAAAAACGAUAAAGGCAUGGAGUUCGUGCAGUUUACUGAAGGUCCAACGAAGACCAGACAGGGCGGACUGCAGAGCAAGAAGAGAGAUUUUCGCCACGUAUGUUCUCUGUUGGAGGAGAAAGGUUUCCGGUUGCUCUCUUCAAGCAGCGAGCGAAGACCACAAAACAUGCGAUGGUAUGGUCCUUUCUACCUCAGUAUCAAAAGAAACCGAAGAUUGAAUGACAACCUCUGGUUCAAAACUCAACCAAUGGGCGAAAACGGUACUAUUAGCAACAUGAUGAAAACGAUUGUGGCGGGUAAUUGAAGAAAGUCACAGAAAGUUCACAAAUCACAGUACAAGAAAGAGAACAAUCAGCAAGUUGAAGGAAGCAAACGUUGAACGCUCAGAUAUUGUCAAAGUCACAGGCCACAAAAGCGUACAAUUCCUUGCCGAUUACGAUGAAGCUGACCAGGAAGAGCAACGCUGAAAAAAAAGCGAAUGGCAGUUUGCGGCAUCACAACAACUGUGGCUCCACUCGCGCCGGUAAACAUGAAUGCGCCCGUACCACACACAUUGGCCGGCCCAUCGAUGACAGCGUCUAAAGAAAACCAAUUCCAUUUUCAGGUUUUAAAACUCAGAAUUUCUCCGUGAAUCCAACCAUGAUGAGGUCUCAGGAACAGACCAUGAUGAACACGUUCACCAGCUGUUAAGUGUCUCCCAUCAUUGGCCGAUCGAAGCGAGCUCUUGAGCUUUCAAAACUGCAGCCCAGUUCUUGUAAACGCCGAGCUUUCAUUAUCGAGGAUGAUUCGGAUUUUUUGCUGAUUAUUGUAAAGGAGUUUUCUUCAAACGCUUGAAAGGUGUAAUAUAUAGAUUUAGCCAGGCCUAAAAUCGAGGCUCCCAUUAAUAAAUUUAUUAUUUAAAUCAAACAAUAAACUUGUAUUCCACAAUUCGGUUAACUAUAGAGCACAUUCAUGUGACUUUUGGGCGAAAGGCCAAGUUAUUUUAGAGAAAAAUAAUUUGCAGACAGCCCAAGAGUGAACCAAAUCUUACAUCGAGUUGUUAGCGUCAUAUGUACACCCCAAAAAUAGCAACCAUCUUAACAUUUAAGAGCCAUAAUGCCUCUUGAUUCCCGUUGAUUAAUUAGACCUAGAGAAAAAAUCAGGCCGAUUUUUUUGCGUUCGACAAGUUUACUUUACAAAAUCGUGCCAACAAAUCUGGGUGCGUGUAAACCAAUCUUUUAUACCAUUUAUACAUCACAUCUGAGGUGAGACAGUACUAUGAGGUCUAUGAGGCACUGUUUUUAUCAUGCAGACAGAAUGCAGUAUUUCACAAUUUUGCAAUACAAAUUGCAUUCAUUUAGUAUUCGCGACGAUCGAAGCACGCGUGGGCUUUUAGCUAAAAAGUUAAAAAAAAAAUCCAAAACCACCUAUACGACCAGGCGUUUGUCACUUUUGCAGUGCAAGCUGUGGUAGAGUGCUUGAAAAAACAUUAAUAAAGUUACGCUCCAACAUAAUAAAGAAUUUGUUAUGUAUUUGUUAAUGGUUUUAUCAAUGUGUAAUCUUCAAAACGCGGCAUUUUGAGCACUCCUCAAGCGACUUUCACUGAACGACUGAAAACAAACGGCACAGCGAUUAAAAUUACAAGAGGGGCUACUAACAAUCAAUAGAAUGAAUAUAAUUCGGUGAAACAUAUACAGAGACAACAAUUUUCAUUCACGAAGACAAGUAUUAAAGUGUCUCUAAAAAUCUAAUCCUAUUAAGCCUUGCUUCAUUCUAACUUUUAGUUAAAUGCAGGAAAGUUAUAAGAAAUGCUGUAGCUUAUGAUUAAUAAAGUCACACAACAUGGUUUAAGACCGCUUAAUUUGAUCUCUCUGGUAUCUUUUGUUCUUCUAUUGUCUACGAAAUAAUCUAGAUUUUCACCAAUUUCCACCUACAAGUAAUAGGAGACAUCUGAUCGACAGAAAAAUCUGCUUUGACUCUCGACAUGUUUCAAUAGGCAUGUUUCCGUAAUAAGUAGUAGUAGUAGUAGUAGUAGUAGUAGUAGUAGUAGUAGUAGUAGUAGUAGUAGUAGUAGUAGUAGUAGUAGUAGUAGUAGUAGUAGUAGUAGUAGUAGUAGUAGUAGUAGUAGUAGUAGUAGUAGUAGUAGUAGUAGUAGUAGUAGUAGUAGUAGUAGUAGUAGUAGUAGUAAUAAUAAUAAUAGUAGUGGUAGAGAGAUAUAACGCUUUCUUUUGAUGGUUAGUUUUCUGUUUGUAUAUAUAGUCCUAAAAUUUCAAAUCUUUCUAUGCCUUUUUUUUAUUAGAAUCAUCUCGGUGAAAGUAAUCUUGUUCAUAGAGACCUUGCAGCUCGUAACAUCCUUGUUGGCUAUAACAGUCGGGUGAAAGUGUCUGACUUUGGGUUGAUGCGACAAAUCUAUGAAGACGUGAACAGCUCAGAGAAUUCCAAUAAACUUCCUGUGAAAUGGAUGGCCCCAGAAUCACUAUAUCAAGGCAUUUUCACCAUCAAGAGUGAUGUGUGA
Porites evermanni is the source of this 4263-nucleotide messenger RNA. The record is from the annotation of a GenBank genome assembly. Lineage: Eukaryota; Metazoa; Cnidaria; Anthozoa; Scleractinia; Poritidae.